GCCCACGAGCCGUACCUUGCCUUGCCUUGCCUUGCCUUGCCUUGCCUCAGCGCAGUCGCAUCAAACCCCAAUCUCGCAUUUCGCCGCUGCGGGAGGGGAUCGUCGAGACCCGACUCUGCGGUUGCCGACGACGACGACGAUGCUGCUGCUGCUCCCCUGAUUGACGGUGCAAUCUCCUCUCACCACCCUUUCCGCCUCUCGUCAUCACCCACAGCUACUACUAGUACUAGUACUACUACUACUACUACUAUUACUACUACCACCACCACCACCUCGGACGACAAACACCGGAGGGCAAUCGUACCUACGUACCUACCCUCCGGUUCCUCCUCCCCUGCCGGCGGCCGGCCCACACUGGCGAGAUAACUUAAUACGUAGCUCAGGUUGCUUGCCGGUGAUCAGUGACGGGCACCCUUUCGUGCGUGCAUGGUGGUCCCCGUGAUCCAUCCUCGGCUACCAUGGGGGCGGUCCUGGCAGUGUGGAGGGUCGUUGUCGACGUCGUCGCCUUCUGGCAGCGGAAGCUCGCCAGCUGGUACACGCGCAAGAGGCCCGUCGAGCUGUGGCUCCAGCUCCUCCGCAACGCCGAGACCUUUGAGGACUGGGAGGAGGCCGCCCUGCAUCUCGACAACCUGCUCGGUCUAGACUUGUGGAGGAAUAAUCCCACCUCCAAGUACUACGACUGGCGCCUCAUCACGGACCGUCUCAACUCCCUCGUCAUCUCGCGCGAGGAGAACAACUUCCAGCUCAUCGUCAACCUGCUACGCUCCGGGCUCGUCCGCAAUCUCGGCAACAUCACCGUCCCCAAGCUCUUCAACCGCUCCUUCUCCGGCACCAAGUACCUCAUCGACGAGUACAUCACCCAAGUCGCCGAGUGCGUCGAGGACAUCAGCACCCUCCCCACCAGCCUCACCGAUGGAGUCGAUCAAGCUGGCGGCCGCCGUGGAGAGCUGACGAACCAGAUGAAGCUCGACUUCAUACACGACACACGCCAGGCAUUUGGCCGCACUACGCUCGUCCUCCAGGGAGGCGCCAUCUUUGGCCUCUGCCAUCUCGGCGUUGUCAAGGCCCUCUUCCUCCGUGGACUCCUGCCGCGCAUCAUCACUGGCACGGCUACCGGCGCCCUAAUAGCGGCCCUGGUUGCCAUUCACACCGAGGACGAGCUGCCCAAUGUCCUCAAGCCUGAUGGCAUUGACCUGACGGCUUUCAUGCGCAAAUCUGGCGGGGACCGCCGCGAGGGUGGUGUUGCCGUGCAGUCCUUCCGCUCCCGCUGGGACACCUUGAUGCGCAGGCUACGCCGCUUCUCACGCGAGGGCUACUUUUUAGAUGUGACGGUGCUCGAGGACUGCGUGCGCGCCAAUGUCGGCGAUUUGACCUUCGAGGAGGCUUACAGCAGAAGCAAGAGGAUACUCAACAUCACCAUCGCCACCGAGGGCCACGGCGGCGUGCCAACCCUCCUCAACUACAUCACCGCGCCCAACGUUUUGAUCUGGACGGCUGCCGUCGCCUCCAACGCUUCGUCGCCCUCCCUGUACGGUCGGCCCAAGGAGACGAUUCUAUGCAAGGACGCCAGCGGCAACAUCGUGCCUUGGGCCCCCGCAAACACCACCGACUUUCGACAUUGGACCCACGCUUCCUACUCGGAUCGAGACUCGCCGCUGAGGCGCAUCUCAGAGCUUUUCAAUGUCAACCACUUCAUCGUGAGCCAGGCCAGGCCGUACCUGAUUCCCUUCUUGCAGUCCGACAUGCAUGGGCCGUCGCUCGUCGAGGCCCGGAGCCGUACCACACAGCUCUCGGCCUUCUUCCUGCGCAUGGUCGGCCUCGAAGUCCGUCACCGCCUGAGGCAGCUCGACACGCUCCGCUUGCUGCCGUCGAGCAUCCGACGGUUCCUCGUUGAUGAGCAGAUCCCGGCCGCGUCCAUGACGCUGGUACCCGAGGUCACGGCGGGUGACUUUGUGCGGCUGCUCGAGACGCCCACGCGUGAGACGCUCAACUACUGGAUUCUCCGAGGCGAAAGGAGCGUCUGGCCAGCCGUGGCCGCUCUGCGCAUUCGCUGCGCCGUGGAGAACGAGCUCGACAGGUCCUAUCAGGUGGUCAGGAAGCUCAAGGCCGGUGACCUGCGACGAAAGGGCAGCAUGGCCGCGGCCGCCGACUUUGACCGCAAGGGAGCCACCUGAUAGCCCCGCUUCUGCCAAACGAGUCGCGUCGCCUGUCCCCUCGUCGUACACAUUGGCCCGGUGUUGACUCGGCGUGCGAGGAAGCAGUCUCGGCUCUCGCCUGUUGGCUGUGCGGACGGGCACGCCCAAGAUUGUCAAGUACACUGAAAUAUGCGCUCGGCAACAUUGGCCGUCGUGUCGGGAUUGCUAUCGGCAAGUCUGCCACGAACACUUCCGAGGAUGUCGGUUGGCCUGCUCCCACGUCCUUGAAGAACGCAAGCCAUUGUGCCACAUGAUCUCGUGUGCGACUCCAACUAAGACCCGCCCGUCACGGUUCGUGGCCUUACAGGUUGCACAGUAGCAGCGGAAUCCAGAGCUUCCUGGCAUCCUGUCUUAAAGCCGGCCGCUUCAAGGAGCCAGGCAGAUUGAAUCCCAACCGCGCGGUGAGAUAUGAAGUAGGUCACGGCCAAGUUCCUAGGGUAACCGACUCGGCACGUUCUGUCAGGCUCGACGCCUGUCGUCACAUAGUAGAUAGGCCAACGACGUCAGGAACCAAGGGUGACCGUUCUGUACCUAGCAUGAUGUAAAUAAUCAAAGAGAAUCAGCACCAUGGAACGCAGUCAUUACUGCGGCGUUAGAGAGGUGUCGGGG
Purpureocillium takamizusanense is the source of this 2804-nucleotide messenger RNA. It is a transcript of the gene TGL3, whose product is annotated as Triacylglycerol lipase. Gene Ontology annotation, molecular function: triacylglycerol lipase activity. Gene Ontology annotation, biological process: lipid metabolic process. The transcript is spliced from 3 exons. The coding region runs from base 459 to 2174 and encodes 571 amino acids. The record is from RefSeq and is a predicted model, not a curated record. NCBI's taxonomy places the organism in Eukaryota, Fungi, Ascomycota, Sordariomycetes, Hypocreales, Ophiocordycipitaceae.